This is a messenger RNA of Rhincodon typus (whale shark), 1569 nucleotides long. Its product is annotated as doublesex and mab-3 related transcription factor 3, truncated-like. The record is from RefSeq and is a predicted model, not a curated record. Bases 203 to 1477 code for a protein of 424 amino acids. Gene Ontology annotation, cellular component: nucleus. Gene Ontology annotation, molecular function: protein binding; DNA-binding transcription factor activity, RNA polymerase II-specific; RNA polymerase II cis-regulatory region sequence-specific DNA binding. The transcript has 2 exons. Lineage: Eukaryota; Metazoa; Chordata; Chondrichthyes; Orectolobiformes; Rhincodontidae. Gene Ontology annotation, biological process: regulation of transcription by RNA polymerase II; male sex differentiation.
UUUUCGAUCCUUUCAUACAAGUCGUUUCACUUGAUUGACUUGAAAUAACUGCUUAUAAAACCGAGGCGCUGCAGCUGGGAUAUGUGCUCCUGCUCUCGAAUUCAGAUUUGCGUUUGCUCCCGUGCCAUUUUCAUCUUUGAGAAAGGAAUUGAGGGAGAACCGAACCUUUCGUUGUAAAAAACACAACUUUAAAGUGAUUACCAUGAAUAGCUAUGGUGCUCCAUAUCUGUACGUACCCACCGCGUCUUCCCGAGCACCAGCUCAGAGAACUCCCAAGUGCGCACGGUGUCGGAAUCACGGGGUGCUCUCCUGGCUCAAAGGCCACAAACGCUACUGUCGCUUCAAAGAUUGCACUUGCGACAAGUGCAUCCUCAUCUUAGAAAGACAGAGAGUCAUGGCCGCGCAGGUGGCUCUCAGGAGGCAACAAAGCAACGAGAAUCCUUGCAAUCUGGUUUUAUCUGAGGAUUACAGAGCAAUGUAUCCAGCCCCCGAGAGAUUCGAGGACUCGGCCCCUUCCGAUAGCGUGUACUCAGCCGGCAGAAGCAGAAACAGACUUGACGAAACGACACCUGCGGAUUCCAUGCUACAUCAGCAACCGGAUGAAUAUGAAGAUGUCGAAGGAAAAGAUGCUGAUAACAACCAGAAGAAGAUUACAGAAAGUGAGGUGGAAGAGCCAGUUUCAUCCACAGAUACCCAAAACAGCGAUUUAUCAUUGCCCCUCCCAGAAUCAAACAAUGACAUACAGCGGAAGAAGGAAAACAAAGAACACGUUAAAGUUGCCACCAGAUAUAACUUCAAUGACAUCAGGAAGUUCUUGAAGUCGGAAGACGUGCUGAAGGACAUGGUUCCUUCAGGAAAGUCUAAAACGCCUCCUAUUGAGGUUCUAGCCAAGGUAUUUCCGAAUCAGAAACAGUCCGUCCUGGAGCUGGUGCUGAAAGGUUGCAACAAUGAUUUGGUUUCAGCAAUUGAAACCUUACUGUCCAGCACCACCAGGCGAUCUGAAGGAUCGAAGAAUUACAACAAACCACAGACCUCCAAGGACAUAGCUGACUACAACUCUGGUCACUGUCCUUUAACUUCAUCAGCUUGGUCUCUGAGUUCUGCCUUUAGAUCCCCGUCUGAUGCCUUCCAGGUAUCCCCAAACAGCCACAGUGUUGUAGCAAGUUUGCCCAAUGUCACUCAUACAAUUACACAACCCAGUCAUUACCCUGUGCCAACCCUUUUCAGACCAACUUUGUCUGGCUCUCAUCCCUUUGUUUCCAGUGAAUUUGCUCUGUGGAGCACAAUGACCUUUCAGCACCCUAGCCUGAGACAACAGUUUACUUCCUUGGCUCACUCCACUAGUGCCCUGUUGGGAAGCACCACAAUGGUCCUACCUGCUCAAAAUGAGACUUCCCAAAAACCAUCUGUCUGUGAUGGGAAACUGGCAGAAAAAUCUUUGAAAUAUCUUGAAGAAAGACAAGAAGGCAAGAAGUAGCAAUUUGGAUUUCAAAUUCCUUAGCUCUGCUUCAUUAAACUUUGAGAAUCAAUGAGUUGGCAUGUAAAACAAAAAGUUGCCCUGAAGAAUAA